UGUGCUGGGUAGGUGGGCGCGGACGGAGCGACUACGGGUCGGGGCUGGGCUCAGCGCGCUGCGAACAAAGGAGUCUGCGGCGGUUCCCGGCUCCGCGGAGGACCGAAGCUUCGCGGGACUCAGGCUCGGCGGCUCCGGGUCGGCUCCACCGCGGGCGCCGCGGCACCUGCCGCCGAGUGCUGCCCAGGGAGCCCGUCCCGGCCGGGGCUCAUGAUGGGGCUGAUCUUCGCUAAAUUGUGGAGCCUUUUCUGUAACCAAGAGCACAAAGUAAUCAUUGUGGGACUGGAUAAUGCAGGGAAGACCACCAUUCUUUAUCAGUUUCUAAUGAAUGAAGUAGUUAAUACUUCUCCAACCAUAGGAAGCAAUGUCGAAGAGAUAGUUGUGAAGAACACUCAUUUUCUAAUGUGGGACAUUGGUGGUCAAGAGUCUCUGCGCUCAUCCUGGAACACCUAUUAUUCCAACACAGAGUUCAUCAUUCUUGUGGUCGAUAGCAUUGACAGGGAACGGCUGGCUAUUACAAAAGAAGAGUUAUACAGAAUGUUGGCUCAUGAGGAUUUAAGGAAAGCUGCAGUUCUCAUCUUUGCAAAUAAGCAGGAUAUGAAAGGGUGUAUGACGGCAGCCGAGAUCUCCAAAUACCUCACCCUUAGUUCAAUCAAGGACCACCCGUGGCACAUCCAGUCGUGCUGUGCGCUAACAGGAGAAGGGUUAUGCCAAGGUCUAGAGUGGAUGACCUCCAGGAUUGGUGUGAGAUAAUUUUUUGCCUGAAAAAGACUUCUCUAUUUAUUCCGUGACAUGAACAUUUUUCCUAACACCUUUGGCUGCUGAGGCAGCAGCAUGUUUAAUUUAUAACAACACAAACCUCUGAGCAACACUUGAAUCAAGUGCCGCUGGCCUGGAACAUAAAGGUGUUUUCUUACCUUUGUUUCAGAUGCACUAAUCUUCAGUCGGAUGAGCAUAAUGUGUAACUAAGUUUGCAGCAACAGAACUCUUCUGACUGCCUGUUCUAACUAUUCGGUGACUGCCUUGUAAAAACUGUUUGUCACAGAUUUCAUGUUAUCCGAAGUAUUGUUAAUGUCCUUUACAACCGUUUCUUUCACUUCUUGGGCACCACUCCCUCCUUCCCAGGUACUUAGGAUUUGACAGAGCCGUGGUAGGAAUCACCAUGGACUACUCCUCCAGCACUAAGCAUUUGUUCGCUGCAAACCCUUUUCAUCUUCCGGACAGAAUUACUUAUGAUGAUGAAAAUCUACCUAGAAGCUGUGUAUGCGUGCAAACAUCAUGAAUACUUGCCUUUAAACUUCCCUCACCUCAUUGCAUAUCAUAGUUUAAUUUUAAGUUUCUCUUUGCAUGGGCAUUAAGUAGUCCAUUUAUUUAUGUAACGAAUUAAGUUCAUUUUUCUGCUAAUAAUAUUUCGUUAAAAACACACGGUGAAGCAUGAAUUGGAAAGCCAGCUUCAGUGGUAAAUAUUAUUGGCUUCAUUUGAUAGCUGAAGAUUUUUCGCUGUGUUUAUAACUGUCAGAAUUUAGUAAUACACACCAACAUGGAAUUAAGCUAGGACACUUGGAAUAUGUUUUUCAUCAGUUUGCUGCCUGUUUUAUUGUCAAUAAAUCUUCAGCUAUUCUGUCAGAGAUCCUGUACCUGCUUUGGGCAGCAGGCAGAGUUUGAAUAAUCCUUUUUAUUUCUUAGGUGUGUAGUAGUAUCUCUCAGAGUACCUUUAUCACCAGCAGUAUGUUACUGAAAGGCAAAAUAACAUGGCUUUUCUUUAAAUCUGGCUGAGGAUGAUGGGAAAGAGGCUUCAGACAGUUGCCGUCUCUGUGUGUGUGUAGGCCGACUUUGUCCUAAACUCUGUAGGUCACUGCUGAAUCAACCCUAGCUUGUGGAUUAUUCCUAUAGACUCAAUGCUCGUAUUCUUCGUCUUCCUUUUUUUCUUUUUUUUUUUUUUUUUUUUUUUUAUGAGACAGGCUUUUUCUAAGAAGUCCUUAGCCUGGAACCCACUAGGUAGAACAGGCUGUCAUAAUCUUAGCAAAAUAAAUGCUUUUAUUGGUUACAAAAAUGAAAGGAAGAGACCUACUGGACGGUAUCAACGGUUCCCAAGGCCGUUGUCUUGGAUGAGAAAGGAGGACAAGGGCCAUUUGCUGUGUGGAGCUGUAUGGAAAGGAUGUAAUGUGUACUUGGGGGUAAUUCCUCAUUUGCAGUAUUUUUUAUUUGGAUCAAAAUCAGCUUCAGUGUUCUUAAAUACCUGCUCAAAAUUGGUAUUUUGAUUUCAGGUUUUUGUAUGUAAGUUGCCUUAAAUUUUUCUCUCUUUUCAGGUGUACUCACUUGUUUCGUUUAGUUAAUUUAGUUGAACUUGAUAUUUUUAUUUAGUGUUUGCACCCUUGAUCUGAGAAAGUGGCCAGAGGAAAAGUUUUCUGGGGUGUGGGAAAUUGUUUAAACUUUGAAUCUUUUCUUAGUGAUUCUGUGUUAAGUAGAGGAUAAGUUUAAUUUUUUUGUGUGUUUUAAAUAUAACUCAUAAUCAAAGGUGAAAGAGAAAACCAGAUAUAAGUCAUUGUGGAUGGUGUUUCUUGCGGGGCGGGGGGGACUAAGAAAAUACCAAUUACCUAAAGCACACUUUGCCUGAACUUCACUUCACUAUAUUGUUUACCAUGAAUACAGAAAAAUUCUCAUAAACCUGUCUUGAGACGAAGCAUAUUUACCGCCCCCAUAUUUCUUCCUUUGAAAUAAUUAUUUGCCUUCUUGUAUCUAAUGAGAUUGGCUGGUUCAAUUUUCUUCUAUCAGAUAAUAUGGUUAUUUUUAUACUACCAUGUCAGCAUUAUAUUGAAAGUGUUUUUAAUAGUUAAGUGUAUUUUGCCAAACAGCUACUAAUAUAGAUGCAGAUUUGCUGUUUGUUAAACGUAUAGUUUAUUUUACUUCUAAAUCCUUUUUUAAAAGCGUCUGAUUAGUUUGAAUUAGAGGCAAUGUUUGUUAGCCAUCUAAAUAUGAAACCAGUGUUCAAGUAGACAUCGUGCCAUUGAUUGGGAUAGGGUCCAUUAGGAAGUCCCAUUGACAGCAGCAGGAAACUAGCUCUCCUUUACUCCAAGAGAAUGCUUGGACCCAAGCACAUGUGUGAUGCUAAGCAUUUGACUUAAAUGUUCACUGUAAAUCAAAUGGCUGUAAAAUAUUACUUGAUGAAAAAUGUAAAUUUGUGAUGGUGCCUUUGUUCCUUUGAGUUCUCAGUUUUUUACUCUGUUCUUUAGGGGUCACAUUAACAGCUGAUGAGAUGGAGCGGGUGAUGUGAGUCUCGUUCUCCUUUGUCUCCACAUGUUAUUUGACAGAGUUUGUAUUGUACAGAAACCUCCCAUACCUGCUUUACACCUUCAAAAAAGUCUUAUAUUUUUUAAUUCAAAAAUGGAGGAAUUAAGUUUAUCUAGAAUCUAUUCAAUAUGUUACUGCCAAAAGUGCGAAAACAAACAAAACCCCACUACCCUUGCAAAUGAAUUGUGCCACUUUCUUACCUGAGCAUGUCGUCUUCACCUAGAAGUACAUUGAGAAUCCCUUUAGAAGUAGCACUCGCUUUUGUAGAAGAAUGCACUAAAUAUUUUUAUUCUUAAUGUGAUUUUAUUUCUUAAAACCAGAAAUAUUAAUAUAUAUUAUAUAUAAUCUAUUGAAAACUGAGGAUUGAAUAUGUAACAUUUGCUUUUCAGGUCUUGUGUUAACAUUCUUAAAGGGAUAGUACUUUUAUUCCAUAUUCACUAGAGAAAAUGUAUAUUCAUUUCAUUCUUUUAAAAGCAGAUUUAAAUAACUCCCUUUGUAAUAGCUUCUGCCUCUGCAUCCUCAGUGCCAGGAUUGCCAUUGGUAUUUUAAUUAAAUAUAAUUUAACUUUCAUUGUAGCAUAAAAAGAAAACAGUUAUUUUCCUGUGGGAACAAUGAAGGGUACAGACAAUGCUAUAAAUAAUGGUCUUUGAUCUGCCAAGUCUGCCAUGAAGGAAUCUUUGAAGAAAAUAAAACUUUUUAAGUCUUUGAUGCUGUAUCUCAGAACAGAUUAGAAGCGGAAUUGUUUCCAAGAGCAUUCAUUUAAUCCUUCACCCUGUAAAAACACAGGGAUUGUUCCUCUACAUGGUGAAGUUUAUGAGUUAACUUUUUAUCUGUGGCUUUGGAACAAAAUCCCCACACACCCAAACUUUAGUUUUAAAGGUCCUUUACUCUUCUGUCAGUGGGUCACCUCAAGAUACAGCUUCUUGUCUUGUAUCUAACCAAACAUUGCACUUACUAUCUAAAGAAAUGGAUUCUGAUCUUAAUCUAUCCACUUAUUUUUGUUCUUCCCAAACCGAGGAGCUUUUAAGUAAAUUAAGUCUCAAUGUUUUUCAUAUUCUAAAGCCUUACACGCUAUUACUAUUUUUUUUAAAUCUAAAAUAGUAGGGAAAUGCUUGUGGUACCACAUUUAAGUCGUUUUGUUCAUCGUUCAAUUCCCACUUGUGGUUUCACUUCCUCCCUUGUUCUGUUUCUUGCCUUAAGGCAUCUCAAACACUUGGGCUUUCCCUUAUGGCAGGCUCAUGUCCACUGAGGUGUGAAAAUGGCUUGUAUUGAAGGUCACCAGUUUUCAAAUGUCUUUAGUCACUCAAUAGAGUGUGAAGACUGACACCAAGAGCCACAUUUUGAGAGCAAGGUAUAUUUUAAGGAUUCUAGGUGACCAAAGCUAAAUAAACAAAUUCAAAAUUAGGCAAGCUUUGUGUGGUAAAAAUCAACUAAAAUUAGGUAAGAAAAUAUGGAUGUGAGAGAUUUUUUUUCUUUUUCCUUCUUUGUGUUUAAUUCUGGCAACAUAGGAGAAGAACUACUCUAAUUGCUUGUAUUAUGGCUGGAAAACCUGAGACCAGUUAUCAUUCUGGGUUAGAAUCUGGAAUGCUGAUCACACAGGCACAUCUUGAUUUUUUUUAAACUAGUUCUCUGCAUUUUCUCCUGAAAUAGGGAUAUGAUAAUAUGUGCUAUAUAUAGACUGAGUAUAGAAAAUGAAACGUCUAAAAGACCGAAAUGUUUUCUUGCACAACUUACCAAAUUUUAAUUUUAAAAAUUACCUCAUUUUUUUCAGUCCACAAGGUGCUUUAAGUGUCUGGGGUAUCGUGCAGUGCCAUAAGUUCCCUUCCCCCAAAUGUCUUGGAAUGUGCAGUGUUCCCAGCUGAAGCAAGUGCUAGGUGGGGCUGUUGUUUAGUUCUUUGUGUCCCAGCAGCAGGGUGAGUAGGUGUCCUUUCAUGCAAUGCACGUGAGCCAGCGCUCACUUGAUGUUGAAUCAGUUAGGGACAGGAAAGUCCUGUCAUUGGAUCAGUGAUGAUCGACGACUCUGGCUAUCAGUGUGUUCGGACAGCAGAUGACCAUCGCUUGGUCUCAGGAGCUCAUGACUUAUGGGCGUGUUUUAGCUGGAGUAAUGAGAACUAGUCAUUUUCGCGUAUAAUUUCCCUCAGGAAAUUCAGGGACUCCUUGGAGCCCUGUUGAUUCUCUUGGAGUAAACUUUCAGUCUAGUCGCGAACAGUUUUCAUCAUGGUUUUGAAAAAUACUUAGCUGCUGUCCCACUGAAAUUGUAAAACAAAAUGAUGGCUGUGGCUUUUCCAAUUACGAGACAGUUUUCUCUUUCCCCAUUUUGACUGUUCUGCAGAUGUAGUUUAAAAUAAGGAAAGCAAAUUCCUAGCAGUUAUAGCCCUGCUGUCCUGUUUAUUCUAAUGGAAGUGUAAUGAUUGUAAUUACACAUUGUCGUCUCCACACAUAACUUGGUGCUUUAUAUAACAUUAAAGAGAAAGUAGACCCUGUACUCAUUAUACUUCUAGCUCAGACUGCAAAACUCUUUAAAUGUACAUAUAUGUUCAUUUCAUAAGAUUUAAAUAGAAAUUGUUAUCGGUUGCAUCUCAGGCUUUGUGCAAGUGUUCUGACAAUAUCUUUGCCAAGCAGUUUGGUCCAAUAGAACAUAGAAUUAAUAAGAUCAAGGAAGGGUCCCAUCUCUUUGUGGGUCCUCUGGUGUUUAUACAGGAGGAAAUGAUAUUGCCCUUAUCACAUACUGCUUCUGAACCCUCAGCAAGCAACCCAAGUGUGUGCAAUUGCUCUAAUACUUAAGUGAUAACCAAGAAAGUGUAAAAGCAAAUGCCAAAUGUGUUUUACACCAUCACUCCCCACAAGUGGUUCCAAGUUUGUUUGAUUGUGAGGUUGUUGAAAAGACAUGGGUUUUGAAUUUUAAUACUUUUCACUAUCACGAAAUGUAUCUUUUAUAUAUUAGGUCAUGGUCAUGAUUUUUUAUUUUUGCAAUUAUGUUCUAAUGUAUUGUGUGCAUGCCAACUUACCCAAGUACAAAGGUGCAGCUUGCUCUGGAAUGUUAACCUUUUAGGCAGGUUUUGGCUCAUUUGCAAUCAUGGUGCAAUAUAGCAGAACAUCUAUUUGUUUUCAGUCCACAGUUUUAUUUUUGUCAUA
Messenger RNA from Chionomys nivalis (European snow vole), 6426 nucleotides. RefSeq names its product ADP ribosylation factor like GTPase 5B (gene Arl5b). Gene Ontology annotation, molecular function: GTPase activity; GTP binding. The record is from RefSeq and is a predicted model, not a curated record. Bases 211 to 753 code for a protein of 180 amino acids. Gene Ontology annotation, biological process: intracellular protein transport; protein localization to Golgi membrane; vesicle-mediated transport. Gene Ontology annotation, cellular component: cytoplasm; trans-Golgi network. NCBI's taxonomy places the organism in Eukaryota, Metazoa, Chordata, Mammalia, Rodentia, Cricetidae. The transcript has 6 exons.